This is a messenger RNA of Ipomoea nil (Japanese morning glory), 3296 nucleotides long. RefSeq names its product probable LRR receptor-like serine/threonine-protein kinase At3g47570. The record is from RefSeq and is a predicted model, not a curated record. Gene Ontology annotation, biological process: protein phosphorylation. The transcript is spliced from 2 exons. Lineage: Eukaryota; Viridiplantae; Streptophyta; Magnoliopsida; Solanales; Convolvulaceae. Gene Ontology annotation, cellular component: plasma membrane. Gene Ontology annotation, molecular function: protein binding; ATP binding; protein kinase activity. The coding region runs from base 1 to 3186 and encodes 1061 amino acids.
AUGAAGGUGAUGAAGAAGAUGAGCCACGACAAAACGCUCUCGCUCUCAUCACUCUCAUCGCUCUCUGCACUUUGUACUCUCCAUCUUCUUCUGUUUUGCUUAAUAUGUAGAGUUACCCUUUCCAUUUCUUCCUCCUCCUUUGCAUCAUCAUCAUCAGCUACGACUACUCUCUACUCAAAUCAAACCGACAGAAAUGCCCUUUUGGAUUUUAAACGCCGGAUUUCUGAUGAUCCGCACGGAGUGUUACUUAACUCCUGGAAUAACUCGGAGCACCAUUGUGGGUGGCAAGGAGUGAGGUGUGGUCGUCGGCACCGACGAGUUGUGGGUUUGGAGCUGCCGGAGAUGGGGUUGGUCGGAACCAUUUCUCCUCAUAUCGGAAAUCUCACAUUCCUCAGGGUUGUUGAGCUUGGUGGCAAUGGAUUUUACGGUGGAAUUCCGGGAGAAAUUAGUUUUUUGUUUCGACUAAGGUUCCUUAAUCUAUCUUCCAAUGCACUGACGGGAGAACUAGUUACUGUUAAUCUCAGCAACUACUCCUCAAAGCUCGAGUAUCUGUGCUUUGCACGGAAUGGCCUCCAAGGGUUACUCCCUACAAACUUGGUGAAUUUGAAGAAGCUACAAUAUCUUUUUCUGGGUGUAAACAAAUUGACAGGUAGAAUUCCUCCGGCUUUCGGGAAUCUUUCUUCGCUUCUAAUAUUGAGCUUGGAAUAUAAUCAUUUGGAGGGAAGUAUUCCGCAUGAGAUUACACAGUGUUCGGGUUUGAAAAUCCUUUCACUUAGUUCCAAUAAUCUCACUGGUAAAUUGUCUCCUUCUUUCUUCAAUAUCACUUCAAUCAAAUUUUUUGCAGUAGCGGAUAACUCGCUUGAGGGGACCAUUCCAAGCUACAUAGGAAACACAAUGCCCAACUUGGAAGAAUUCGAUUUUGAUAUAAACAAAUUCCAUGGAACUAUCCCUAUUUCAUUUACCAAUGCCUCUAAGCUUCAAUAUCUUGACUUAUCCACAAACAAUUUUAUUGGAGAAGUUCCAAGUAACAUUGGGAAGUUAAAAGAUCUUCUAUACUUGAAUGUUGGGGAAAAUCUUCUUGGUAGCAAAGGUCCCCUUGAUGACUUAGUUUUUAUACCCUCCAUGUCAAAUUGUAGUAAUUUAAAUGUGUUUUCCAUUGCUGAGAAUAGAUUUGAAGGUAAAUUGCCAAUCACCAUAGCUAACCUCUCAUCCAAACUCUCUCUUUUGCUUCUAGGAGGGAAUAAGUUAUAUGGAACGAUACCAAUAUCAAUAAAAAAUCUCGCUAGCCUCACUGAUUUAGGCCUAGAUGGAAACCUCUUAUCAGGUGUUAUUCCCAGUGAGAUAGGUGAAUUGAAAAACCUACAAGGAUUGUAUUUAAGUGGAAACCGAUUGUUUGGAAUAAUACCUCCUAGUCUCUUUAACCUCACUUCUCUAUCUUCAAUACAUAUGGACAUCAACAACUUAGAUGGAAAUAUACCUUCAAGUGUGGGAAACUUUUGGAAUUUGAAUGAAUUGGGCUUAUCUAGUAACAGACUCAAUGGCGUCAUUCCUCAACAAAUUUUUUAUCUGCCAUCUUUGUCUAAGAAACUUGACCUCUCUAAUAAUUCAUUCACUGGGCUAUUAUCUCCUGUCGUGGGCAAAUUGAGAACACUAAAUGCCAUGGACAUCUCUGGGAACAAAUUGUAUGGCAAAAUUCCAGAUUCAAUUGGAGAUUGUUUGAGCCUUGAAUAUCUUGAUAUGCAUGGUAAUCUCUUUGAAGGAAAAAUCCCACCUUCUUUGGUUUUCCUAAAAAGCAUUAGGCAUUUGGAUAUCUCAAACAACAAGUUGACUGGAGAGAUAUCCAGAGAAUUCCUAAAUCUCCGCUUCUUGCAACAUUUGAACCUUUCCUUCAAUGAUCUAGAAGGGGAGGUACCAACAGUUGGAGUGUUUGCAGCGGCAACCAAUGUAUCAUUGCUUGGAAACAAAAAGCUAUGCGGUGGUAUACCUGAGCUAAAGCUGCCUCCAUGUCUUGUGAAGAAAACAAAACACAGCAAGCAUUUAAAGCUAAUGAUUGUUAUCUUCACAUGUAUCUGCUCAGCUCUGGUGUUUGCAUCAUUCAUUGCUUUUCUAACAUUGUGUUGGAGGAAAGAAAAAAGGAUGGAGUCAGCUAAGCCAUCCAAAGUUGAACAACUUUCCAAAAUCCCUUAUAGAGACCUGCAUCAAGCUACUGAUGGUUUCUCUGAGACAAAUUUGAUCGGUUCGGGAAGUUUUGGCUUUGUUUACAGAGGAAGAUUUGAUGAGCAAGGUGGAGGAGAACAAACAAUUGCGGUGAAGGUACUUGACCUUUUAAAAAAUGGAGCUACAAAGAGCUUUCUUGCAGAAUGUAAAGUGUUGAGGAACAUACGCCACCGAAAUCUCGUUCCAAUUUUGACUUGCUGCUCGAGUUGUGAUUUUGCAGGUAAUGAAUUCAAAGCUUUGGUUUAUGAGUUCAUGGAAAAUGGAGAUUUGGAUAUGUGGUUGCAUACACAUUCAUCAAAUGCAAGGACGACCAUUCUAAAUGUUCUUCAAAGGUUAAACAUUGCAAUUGAUGUAGCUUCUGCUUUGCAUUAUCUCCAUGAUGAUUGUGAACCGGCGGUGAUUCAUUGUGAUCUAAAGCCAAGUAACAUUCUGCUUGACAAAGACUUAACUGCUCAUGUUGGAGACUUUGGUAUAUCAAGACUUUAUUCAUGUACAAUUGGAGAUCCAAUUGGUAAACAAAGUAGUACCAUUGCAUUAAAGGGGUCAAUUGGUUAUGUUCCACCAGAAUACGGGACUGGAGCAAAUGCAUCAACUUGUGGAGAUGUAUACAGUUAUGGAAUCCUUUUACUGGAAAUGUUCACCGGAAAAAGACCCACAUAUAAUUUUUCUAGUGACGAUGGUAGUAGCCUUUCUGAAUAUGUUGAGACAGCAUUGCCAGAUGAAGUGAUGAAGAUUGUAGACCCAAUGCUUCUAACAUGCCAAGAAAGCAACAACCAUGGAAUAAGAUGUAAGGAAGAAUUGAAAAAUCCUAGCAAGUUGGUGGAAAUUGAAGAGAGAAAGAUGGAUGAUUUCUUCAUCUCCGUGUUCAAAAUUGGACUCUGUUGUGCUUGUAGAUCACCAAUGGAGCGUGGAAACAUGAAAGAUGUCAGCAGAGAGUUACAGAAGAUUAGAAAGGCCUUCUUUGUUUAAGGAAUGAACUUUGUUAUGCAUGUAUGGUAGUUUAAGGACAAAUUAAAUCAUAUACCUUGUGUAUCAACUUUUAUUUUAUUCAUAUAUAGGUCGAUAGAUGAGUAGAAUGA